This is a messenger RNA of Coturnix japonica (Japanese quail), 4298 nucleotides long. The record is from RefSeq and is a predicted model, not a curated record. Lineage: Eukaryota; Metazoa; Chordata; Aves; Galliformes; Phasianidae.
GGCGGGGAGCUGCGGUGAAGCGGCGGUGACACGUAAGUGCGGGGCCGGGGAAGUUUCCUUUGUUCAGGUGGCGGCCGAACCGGGUCGGGCCGGAGGAGCCGCCCGAGGAGAGCAGGGAGCCGCCCCUCGCCCCGCAGCCACAGCGCCGGGGGCCGCCCCCUCCCGCCGGCCGGGCGGCGCAGCAUGCGGGCCGGCUCCGCCUGGAGGUGCGGGGCCCGCAGGCUGCACGAGGCCGCCCGGGGCGUCGCGGCGGUGCCCCGGGGCUGAGGUGCUCGGCCGGCCGCACCCCGCCUCGUUCUCACCCCCGGUGCGGAUCCUGGGCCGCCGAUGUCUCCGCCUCAUCGCCGCCGCCCGCCGCCUCCCGCUGCUGAGCCGUGAGGGGCGGGAGAGCCGGGACCCCUCCGGGGACAUGGGCAACGGGAUGUGCUCCCGAAAGCAGAAGCGGAUUUUCCAGACCCUCGUGCUGCUGACUGUGGUGUUCGGCUUCAUCUACGGGGCGAUGCUGUACUACGAGCUGCAGAGCCAGCUGCGGAAGGCUGAGGCCACGGCGCUCAAGUACCAGCAGCACCAGGAGUCCCUCUCGGCCCAGCUACAAGUUGUAUAUGAGCACAGAUCCAGAUUAGAAAAAUCACUGCAAAAGGAAAGGCUUGAACAUAAGAAAGCAAAAGAAGAUUUUCUUGUUUAUAAACUGGAAGCACAGGAAACUCUAAAUAAAGGAAGGCAAGAUUCAAAUAGCCGAUACAGUGCACUGAGUGUCCAGCACCAGAUGUUGAAGAGUCAACACGAAGAACUAAAGAAACAGCACGCUAACCUUGAGGAGGAUCACCGAAAACAAGGGGAAGAGUUCAGCAGGACAUUCAGUGAUCACAAGCAGAGAUACUUAGAACUGCAGCAGGAAAAAGAGCAGGAGAUCUCUAAGCUGAAGGAAUCCCUGUAUAAUUUACGGGAGGAGAACAGACAGUUGAGAAAAGCUCACCAAGAUGUUCAUACCCAGUUACAAGAUGUAAAGCAACAGCAUAAGAACUUACUCUCCCAGCACAACCAGCUUGUAGUGACAUUGGAAGACCACAAGAGUGCACUAGCUGCUGCACAGUUAAUCAGGACAGAGAAGUAUCCCUCUGGAAUGAUGAAAUCCCAGGUGGAGGAAUACAAACAGCUGAAGGACACACUGAACAAAAUACCAAGUUUCCGCCAAUCUGAGAAGUCGGAACCAAACAAAGAACCAGAGGUGCAGGCGCCAUCUCCUCACAGUGACCUCCCACAACACCACAGAGCUGGAGAGCAUGAAGAGAGUGAGAAGCCAAAAGAGAGAGAAGAAAUAAAUACCCAGGAGAGAGAUGACAGAGCUGAGUCUUUUCAUCUACAAAGAAGGGCUAACGAGGGCCAGCAUGCCAAAGAACUAAAUAUUCAGGAGCAACAAGAAGCUGGAGAGGAUGACGAUCAACGUGUUGAUCAGGCUGAAGAGGAACGCAAAAAAGAACUUGAAGAAGAAGAAAUGGAGCAGGCAGGUCAGCCUCAGCACUUAGAAGAGGAACAGGACCAAGCACCAGAAGAGCAUGAGUGGAAGAAACAGGAACAGAAAGAAGAAGAAACCAACAUACUGGGUGAAAGUCUUCCAUCAGAGGUAACACCAACAAAAGCUGUCACAAAAAGAUAUAAACCAGCCUACGAACAGCAGCUGGAGCAGCAACAGCUUGCAGCCCAAAGAGCAGAGGAAGCCAAUCAGCUCAGGGAACAUCAGGAAUCGCUGCACCAGCAAAGACUUCAAACGCAGCUAUUACGGCAGCAACAGCUUCAAGAAAAAGAGCUUCAGCUACAGAGAGAGGCAGAGCAAGGAGAAAAAUUCUAUAAGAACCGACUGAGGUUAAAAUCUUUUAUGUAUGUUUGUAAUGGACUGGGCAUUGCAUGUCAGCAGGCUCGUUAUGAUAACAUGGACCAUGAUAUUGUACAAGGGGAAGAAGAGCAAGGUAUUCAGGAAGAAGAAGGAGCUUAUGAACAUGACAACCAGCACCGGGAUGAAGGUGAGGAUGAGGAUCAAAACAACGCAAAUGAACAGCACGAACCAGAACAUCAAGGAGAAAAUCAGCAGGCUGAUGAAGCAAAGGAAGCCAUGGAAGAUGUGAACCCUGCUGAUGACCCUAAUAAUCAGGGAGAAGAUGAAUUUGAGGAGGCUGAACAAGAGAGAGAAGAAAAUUUACCAGAUGAAAAUGAGAAGCACAAGCAGAACAGUGAGAAACAAGGGCAUCCCGGAGUGGAAGAGCACCUAGUGAUGGCAGGAAAUCCUGACCAGCAGGAAGAUAAUGUGGAUGAGCAAUAUCAGGAAGAGGGCGAGGAAGAGAUUCAGGAAGAUUUGACUGAGGAGAAGAAACGAGAACUGGAGCGCAAUGCUGAGGAGCCAUAUGGUGAAAAUGAUGAAAACGGAGAUGAAAAGAAUAAUGGAGAAACAGAUCAAGAGCAAGAAAUGCAAGAUGAGAACAACCCUCAGAAGGAAGUUCAUGAGGAAAAUUAUGAGGAGGAAGAAGAGGAAGAGGAGGAACGUGGAGCUGCUGCAGCAAAAACACGGAGACGAGGGGAGAUGUAGUCCUCACUUUUUGGUAGCACACACAUUCCUGAGUUUAAGAAAAACCUUUUUGGGAUAUUUAAAUCCCAAGAGAACUUUGUGUUUUACUCUUGUUACUUUUCUAUUAGAUGCUCUCAUACGUUUAUAUGAAUACAGUAUUUUGAUACUCUAGAUUAGGAUUUCUUUUCUAUUAAAGAUGUACAUAAGCAGACAUCAUGCAGGUUUCAUUUUUCAUCCUUCAGGGCAUGUUUUAAGAGGCCAAUCCGUGAUACAUUUCCACUUUAUCCAAGCCUGACGAACACUUGGUCUAAUUCCAGAUAUGCUCAACAUCUGAAGGAAUACAUCUAGUGCCUAAACCCAGUCAGCAUUAGUCAAUCCAGCUCUGUCUUCCUUGACACCACUCGUGACUAAUGGCUGGCCAGCUACCUGUCCGAGGCACAACCUGCAGUGCUCCUGAAGGCCCACAGGUAGUUUCAUUCAUUACAACCUCAUGGGAUUCUUCAAAUCCUUGGAGAUGAGCACAUACCCAGCUGUUUGUGGGACCAAACCUCUUACAGAUGCGGGACAGUUAUAAAAUAUGCAAGUUUUACAAGCCUUCAAAAUACAGCCAGGUUAACAGCUGUUCAUUUUGGCAGCUGUUUAUAUACAGCUAAAUUAUGCAUUUAUUUUAAUGAGCAUGCCUAGGUACUUCAAUUACAUGCACUACAUAGCAGAUAACGUAAAUGGUGCUAUGCUGAGAUGCCAGCUAGGAACCGAUUUAGACUUGAUGAUCCUUCAUGACAAAUCAGAACACUACAGCUGUCACAUGAAUUAAGAUUUACAGAAGGAACAGUUCUGUCAUCCUAGCUAAUAUAUUAAAAAUGUGACCUACCAACUGUACUUAGAUCACCUUCAUGUCAUGCUUUCUGGAGACUGGAGAGAGGGUUAAGGCAUUCAAAAUGAGUUGGUGUGAUUCACCACCAGAUGUUGGACUGAAGCCUUUACCUUCUUUUACUUAAUUAUUUUUAAGUCUAAGCCAGAAGAAUUUCUGUGUCCUCCGGUGUGAAAAAUCAGAUGAGAGACAAAUCCCACAGAAGUUUUUUGAACGGCAGCAUCUCUAGCACUGCAUGUAACAGAAAAGGGGUGGGGAAUGACACAAAAACGGUGCCUUGGUGUGAGCUACUAUGAACAUAAUCACAGUGCAUGAAUAUAUACAAUAUUUGUAUUGGUACAGACUGUAGUUAUUUAAUAUAUGUUUUAAGGAGAGUGGGAAUCAGGAUUUCCUAGGCCAUGCCCCAUUGCUGGAAAUGAGGCACGCAGUAGCUCCCCUUAGGAAGUGUGUGUUAAUAUAUAAAAGGAGAAAGUUUGGGAUUUUUCCCUUUUUAAACAACAACGCUUAGCAACCGUUUCAGUUUAACUUCUGUUAUGAAUGUAAUUUAAUUCAUUUUUCUACUAACUCAAUUACGUUAUGUUUUACAGUUGGUUUCCAUUCCCGGUAAUAUUCCUGAAUAUCUCAGACACAGUGCUUAUGUUUCAUAGGAAUAUUUUUGUCAGCAAGUACUUUGGGUUUCCAGUUACCACACAUCAGAGUUACCUUAUGUAUAAAUAAAAGUUUACAUGAUACUGUAAAAUGUAUAAUAUGUACAUAAUCUGCAGAAUACAAUUAUUUUGGUAAAUUGGCCUGUAUUUUUAAUGUCACUGUUGCAGUAUUUAAUUAUUUGAGGCAUAAUAAAACUUGACAGCAGUCAAUAAACUAGAA